Molecule: messenger RNA, 1570 nt
Organism: Rosa rugosa (rugosa rose)
Lineage: Eukaryota; Viridiplantae; Streptophyta; Magnoliopsida; Rosales; Rosaceae
Product: branched-chain amino acid aminotransferase 2, chloroplastic
Exons: 10
Coding region: 160-1425 (421 amino acids)
Biological process (GO): branched-chain amino acid metabolic process
Cellular component (GO): chloroplast
Molecular function (GO): branched-chain-amino-acid:2-oxoglutarate transaminase activity
Source: RefSeq, a predicted model, not a curated record
AGCAGCACAAACUAAAUUGCAAGAAGAAAAAACCCUCGGUGCCCAACUCUCUCUCUCUCUGGUAUACACAGCCACCAGAGCAGUGAGAGAAAAAGGGUUUUAGUUUUGAAACAGUACAGGGUCUUAAGACUUGAGUUUGGGUUUCGGAUUGAGAUUGAGAUGGAGAGCAGCAGCGCCGUCCUAGCCGGUCUUCAGCCAAAUUACCUUCUUUGCCCCUCCCGCAAUCCUUCUUCUUCCUCCACUUUCCUCCGCCCCUUCUCCGCCCACCAUUCCUCUCAUUCUCCCUCUCUCAAGCUCCAAAAGCAGCUCCCUUUGGCUUGUUACCAAGCCGUUCCUCCCUCCCCUAUUCGCCGAAGUGCCACAUUGUCUGAUACUCUCCGCACUGAAACAAGUGAAUUAGCCGACAUAGAAUGGGAGAAUCUUGGCUUUGGGUUCGUUCCUACCGAUUAUAUGUAUCUCAUGAAAUGUGCUCAAGGCGGAAGCUUUUCAGAUGGUGAAUUGCAGCGUUUUGGGAACAUUGAGUUGAACCCUUCAGCUGGAGUCUUGAAUUAUGGCCAGGGUUUGUUUGAAGGUAUGAAAGCCUACAGGAAACAAGAUGGUAAUAUACUCUUGUUUCGUCCUGAGGAAAAUGCAUCGCGGAUGAGGUUGGGUGCUGAGCGGAUGUGCAUGCCCUCACCGACUGUUGAUCAAUUUGUGGAAGCUGUGAAGGCCACUGUGUUAGCAAAUAAACGUUGGGUUCCCCCUCCAGGCAAAGGUUCUCUAUAUAUCAGGCCAUUGCUAAUGGGAAGUGGUGCCGUUCUUGGUCUCGCGCCUGCCCCUGAAUACACAUUUCUGAUCUAUGUUUCGCCAGUUGGAAACUAUUUUAAGGAAGGUGUUGCACCUAUAAACUUGAUUGUUGAGCAUGAAUUGCAUCGUGCAACUCCUGGUGGUACUGGUGGUGUUAAAACUAUAGGGAAUUAUGCCGCGGUUCUGAAGGCACAGUCAGCUGCAAAAGCAAAAGGCUACUCUGAUGUUCUGUACCUUGACUGUGUUCACAAAAAAUAUCUAGAGGAGGUUUCCUCAUGCAACAUAUUUGUUGUGAAGGGUGAUGUUAUCUCUACCCCAGCAAUAAAAGGCACAAUCUUACCAGGCAUUACUCGAAAGAGUAUUAUUGAUGUUGCUCGUAACCAAGGAUUCCAGGUUGAGGAGCGCGCUGUGGAUGUAGAUGAAUUACUUGAAGCUGAUGAAGUCUUUUGUACGGGAACAGCUGUGGUCGUGUCACCUGUGGGCAGCAUUACUUAUCAGGAUAAAAGGGUGUCGUAUGGAGAGAGUGGCUUUGGUGCUGUGUCACAGAAGCUCUAUUCUGUGCUUACCAGAUUACAGAUGGGUCUUAUAGAGGACAAGAUGGAUUGGACUGUCGAGCUAAACCCAGCAAAAGCAUACUGAAGUGAUAUUUCUAGUUUGCACCUACAUGGGUUGCAAACCACUAUCUGUUUUACUUCACAGUAGUUUUAAAUUGUUUUCGUAAGUUGUAUUCUUAUUCUGUGGUUGUAGAUAGUUCUUGAAUUAGUAUAACUUUUUGUUCAAGUUA